CCUGGCAGGAGCGGGACGGGCGGUUGGCAGCGCCUGUGCCGCCGCUGGGGCUCCUGGUAGAGGAGGCGUGUAGGGCCGUCGCCUCCUUUCCCUAGCUGUCCGGCGAGGAAGGCACCUGGGCGGGCGGUGGCACCCGGAGGGGUGGAGGAUAUUACCUCAGGAUCAGAUGCUUCAGUAGUACCUUUGACAGAUACGAGUCUUGUGAGCCUCUUGUGAGCAAGGGACUUAGGCCUGUGCAGGGCCAUGAAGCCUUUCGGGAGGCUUUCAAGAGGAAGAGCUAGUAGACUGCUCUGAAGUUGAUACAAGCUUCUCUGAGAAAAAGAGCAGGGCCUGGAGGACCUGUGAUAGGGAGCAACUGUUUUCAGAUACCUGCAUUAAAUCUCAGCAGUGCUUUUCCGCCAGCUGCUGCAGAGCAGAAGAUUAGCAGACAUGUCCAUAGCACUCAAGCAAGUCUUUAAUAAAGAUAAGACUUUCCGCCCAAAACGUAAGUUUGAACCCGGAACCCAGAGGUUUGAACUUCACAAACGAGCACAGGCCUCUCUCAACUCAGGCGUGGACUUGAAAGCGGCUGUGCAGUUGCCCAGUGGAGAAGACCAAAAUGACUGGGUUGCUGUCCAUGUUGUUGACUUCUUCAAUAGGAUCAACCUCAUCUAUGGAACUAUCUGUGAGUUCUGCACAGAGACCACCUGCCCGGUGAUGUCUGGAGGCCCUAAGUAUGAAUACCGGUGGCAGGACGACAUGAAGUACAAGAAGCCCACAGCAUUGCCAGCACCCCAAUAUAUGAAUCUUCUCAUGGACUGGAUCGAGGUGCAAAUCAACAAUGAGGAUAUAUUUCCUACAAGUGUAGGUGUUCCCUUCCCAAAGAACUUCCUUCAGAUCUGCAAGAAGAUACUCUGCCGGCUUUUUCGGGUGUUCGUUCACGUCUACAUCCAUCACUUUGAUCGUAUCAUCCUUAUGGGGGCAGAGGCCCAUGUCAAUACCUGUUACAAGCAUUUUUAUUACUUUGUGACAGAGUUCAACCUCAUAGACCGCAAAGAACUGGAGCCUUUGAAAGAGAUGACAACCAGGAUGUGUCACUAAAAAGCUCCCCACCGAAGAAAAGACAAGUCCAGGUUCCUUCUUACUGCAGAGUUCAAGAACGUGACAGCCCUCAUGGACUGAGCCUGCUUGUUCAUCCAUGAAAGCAGGGACCUUGGGAACCACAGUUACAUUCACAAAUGCUUCCCGCUACUGUCAGUGUUCUUAACCCUGAAUAUGCUGCUAGGAACCUUGUCUGAGCAACAUGAAUUAUUGAGAAAAAGAAGAAUCAAUAUUAGUUCGAGCGCCUUCCUUAGGGAUAAGAACCUCUUCAGCCAUGAAUGAUGACAGAGGGUGCUCCUGCUGCUAAAGCUUUACUGAAAUUCAGAUCCCUGGGCUGACUUCCAGAUUAGUUGUUUUGAAAUGAAACCAUAUUGUUAGCUGCAAUGUUGUUCUCCUUUGUUUUUUGGUAUGUGCUUUGUUUCCCAAGUGCAGUGGAAUAUUACGGCAGUCUGGAAUCACAGAAGACUUUUUGCCUUUAAUGCCCCCCACCCCUCACCAGAGGCCACCCAAGGUUUUGCCACUGUUCCCAAAUGCCAGUGAGCCUUAUGUUUCCAGGAACAUGUUGUGUCCUUCGGCUGAUUGGGCAGUUUGUGCUUCAUUGUGGCCCAUAAUUGGGUGACAAUGAGACAGUUUCUGACUGCAGUUACACGAGCAGGAGUCCAAAUACAGCUCUGCAGUGUUGAAUUAUUUUCUUUGAACUCAUACUGUAACUGACAGCUAAUCUGCUCAGUAUCUCUACAUUACCUAAAAAAACACCUAUAGUCAGCAUUUUCCUGAUGUACCCUAUGAAGUACACCAAUCUGUCAUGUAAUUUUAUCCUCCCAUUCUCUUAGAAAAAGGAUCCUUCUCAUUCACCUUAAAAUUUCAUCUUUUCAGGGAAAAAGAAAUUUAAUUUUAGUAACUGGGAGGAACAUGCAGUAAAGAUGAGUAGUACAAAGGUUGCAGCAGGAUGCACUCAGCGAAGGUCUCUAUUGCAUCUAAGCAGUGUGGCUUGCUUUCCACGCUGGACUAACACAAAUUUUUUUUCCGGUACUCGGUGCAACAUAACUCCUGUAUGGACAGCCUGGAAGGAUCCAUUGCAGUAAAUCAAGUCUUCUAUGCCAAAUAUGCCCUGAUAAGAGGCUUUCUUCUCAAAAAAAAGAAAAUAAAGCAAUACUUGAGAGAUCACAAGAGAGAUACAGCUGAAUAAGUGGGAAUCAAGUGGAACACACCCAUAUAUUCUGUGCCUUCUAAUGAAUUUUGCACAUUUGUGCUAUUGUGAAAGAUUACUCCUUCCUAAGUGCUGAACCCUGUUGCUGCCUUCCCCUCAAGUGAGUUAGGGAUGUUUACAUCUUCUGAGACAGUAUCAGAAGCAAAUCUUACAGAGUAUCCAGGGAUUGUAACAUUUAAAAUUGAGGGGUAGCAGACACUAAAGAGUAAUGGCAAACCUUUUCUAGCUCAUAUUGUGGGAUAUUCUGAUUUGCUUGCCUGCUUGCCUAAGAUAGGGCUUGUAAAUGUUAGUGAUCACGUCCCUGCUGGGACAAAGGGCUUUGCCUGUAAAAGUUCAGUGUAGCAGUGGUGGAGGCAUUUCUGCAUCUUUAGAAUUAUGCAAGCAGCACUAUCCUUUGUUUUCAAGGGGAUGGACUGAAGUGUUCCCACCUCCUUCGGUGGUCUUUGCAAUCAGGUUAACUCUUUGGGGAUUGGAAUGCGCACACAGAUAAUUUCUGGCCUGCUGGCACCUCUGCGGGACAUAACUAGCUUGUGGAAUUCAUUGCCACAGCUGCUGCUGAGCUUAGCUGCCUCAUUUUAAAGAUGAGAAAUGUUACAUCUUUGAAAGAAGAUACAUGGUACGUGUGGAUGACAACUGCCUCGAAUGACAACAUCAAGUGCAUAUGAAAGGGUUUCUUGUACUCCUCCGAAGUGCCUGGGCUCUUGCAGUGAUGGAGAUGGACCUGUAGCUAAUACGGGGCUCUUGAAUUUCACUGCGGCCAGUUACCAUCUGGUGUUCUUAUGGCUGGGCAGUACUGCAGUGCUACGUUUUGAAAAUUAACAUGAAGAUGCAAAUGUGUGGAAUUUUAUGCAUAAAGAUCAAAGUUACUACGUAAACUGAAAAACGUGGUAUUUUAUCCAUAAAAUAAUUUAUUCUGCAUUUUAUUAUGCUGCUUACCAUAUGCUGUUUCGAGUCUAUUCACUGUAGCUCAGUCUGAAGAUGAAGCAGAAUUUGUACCCAGUUACUUUGAAUUAUUUUUAAAUCACCUUUUUGUGAAUGCAUUAAUUUUGUGAGUGCAAAACUUAACUGUUGGAGUAUUCUCCUAUUUCUAAAACUGUUUUUCAUAACCUCUUGUGUUUCCUUUUCUGCUGCAGCACACUGUAUGAGGCAAAGGAGGGAAAUGCAGAGUUGAGCCCUGCAGGAUUUGUGUUUGACCUGGCCGAAAUUCCUGUAAUGGGAAAAGCCCAUUACAACCCUUGAACUGAACCAGCCAUAAAGAAGUGCAAAAUGUACUUGUUUUGGUUGCUUAUUCUCAUGGGGAGCACGUGGAGUUUGCUAGGUGAUGAACUAAACUUUCUCCGAAUGGCAGCGUUUGGCCUUUGGCUGAAUAUAUCCCAACAGGUACUCUUGCUUCCACUUAACGCCAUGGGUCAUUUCUUCUUUUCCUGUGCCUGGUAUCUGAUACCCUUGUAAGAAUAAUGUCUGGAACAUGGCAUCACACCAUGAAAGUAUCCUAUUACCCCUUCCCACAUGGAAGAGGGGCAGCGUCCUGUUGGAUCUCAUGAUCAAGGAUUCCAGCUUCAGCAAUAAUUUGCUCCUGGCCACAUCUGGACAGAAUUGUGUUUUGUUGUUAAUUGCAGGUCCUGAUUUAUGUGAUUCCUUGGGAUAUGUAAUGAGAACUGAGUUUAAACGUGAUUGUAUGCAGAUGCACCCAUUUCACCUACUGAGAAAAACUUUCUACCUGAUCUGAAUUAUGUAUGUUCCUAGUCAUUCCAGCAUUUCAUAUGGUUCUGGGAUUGGGAGUGAGGUUGUUUGUGUUUGUUAGGGUAUUUUUUUCUUUUAAUCACCUUUCUAGUCUCUCAAUCAGGUGUUGUUUUUCUUGCCUAAAAAACCAAUUUAUUUUAGUCUGGUACUUAAGAGAUGCUAUUAGUGUUAAGCUUCAAGGCACUAUAAGAGGGAUCACUUCAGCUCACUGAGACCACAGUCAGCUUGACUUCAGAGCGUGAAAGGUUCCUGUGAUACCAAAAUAGCCUUCAGUGAUUAAAGACUUAAUAGCUUUCAUUCAUUGUCUCUGUAAUAAGGGAUUUUGUAAUGAAAUUCUACUUUCUGUGAACAUAGACUAGUGUCACUGUAGUGACAAAUGUAACAUGAAACAGAUCUUAAUGUAACCUUCCUUAUGCUUUAUGAAGGAUGGAGUCCCAGGGUCUAUCAGAGGGGUUUGGUUUUUUUUUUAGAUACACAGCAGUGAAAUUGAUGAUUUCCAUCAGAUUUGAGAGAAGCUGUGUACUUAAAAAACUUGAGUUUUCUCCAAAAACUCAAGCUCUCAACAUCAAAACUUAUAUCCAGACAAGGUAUUUCAUUCUCUCAACUACUGGAUUCAUUAAGAACAAGGCAGGGAGAGAGGAGGAAAACAGUUAAUGCGUACCUUUAUGGAGACCUACAGACAACUACUCAAGACAUGCAGAAACCUAAUUAAGGGGUAAACAUUGUCCCAGUGAUCAUGUGCAAGAAAAUUCCUGGGGUUCUGUGGAGAGGAAACCGAGAAUGGUACCCUUUGCAGUCAGGGAGCCACUAUUACCAAGUCUCUACUAACAACAGACUAAAAGGGUCGUUCAGCACCUUUGUACUUGAGGUUGAAUAAGUUACACAUUCUGGAGCGCUCUGACAAAAAGCCAUUCAUUCCUUCUGCUUUUUACCUUUCCUGCAUGUUCUUCAGGUUUCUCACAUUUCCCAAAAGUGAGGUCUCAAGAGCUGGCCUUCUGCCUUUUAAUCUCUUUCCUUCUCCAAGGCCAAUGUUUUUACAAAAAGUAGCUUUCUCGCCUCUCUCUGCCUGCAGAAUGAGGAUACCUCUCCCCUGCGCCACCCAGGGCUGGUUUUCCAUUAUCCUUCAGAAGAGCGGAAGCAGAGAGCAGGAGGUACCUGCAAGCACUGCAAACAGGAUGCACUAUGUACAAAACGGGAAUAUGCUUGCUAUUCUAUAAUAUGCUUUAAGUGCUUUAGAAAGGGGAUAACACUGGGAGACCCAGUACAGACAAGUGGUCAGUGUUCAGACAUUUUGUCCUAUAUAUUUUGAAGAAAUUAAAGACAUUUUUAAUAAUUAUGGAGACUGUUCCAAGGGCAAAUCGAGCCAAAUCAAUAGAACCUGGUAGCAGUAUACAUUUAAAUCUAAAAUGAUCAAACUUGAUUUUUCAUGUAUUUCAUGCUAAAUAGAGGCAAUGUUUUUCAAGGUUUAGACAAAUAAGUUGGAGAUAUUAAAGUAGUUGUUUCUUUUCUGUUUUAAUAAGUUUUCCUGUUUUAAAGACACAUAAUAUAAUAAAGAGUUAUAAUAAUCUCCCAGGGAAAAAAAUAAAUUACUUGUCCAGUGUAAUACGUGUGUGUGUAAAUAUGUGUGUGCAUGUAUGUGUGUGCGUGUACGUGUGUGCAUGUGUAUAUGUAUAUGCAUAUGCAUAUGUAUACAUAUAUGUUUGGGUGGGGAUAGGGAUGUGGUAGUAGUCAUGUAUACAUAUGUACACUCCCUGCUCUUCCCCACAGAAUUUUUUUUUUUUUAAUUUUGGUAAUUUUUAAAGGGGGAUGCAUCUUUCUAAGAAGUGGUCGAUUCCUUUUCCUCCUCUAUGCAUCAGCAGUUUGGUAUAUUAAUUUUUUUAAUGAUGUCAGAUAUGUCUUAGGCUCUUUUAGUCUGUUUGUUAUUAAAUGGUGGUUCAAGCAUAUGGGAAGCGAGACCAACACUAACUGUUGCCAUCAUCAAAAGAAAAGGGAAGAUUACUUUUCAAAUCAAUGCUAAUGGACGAAGUGACGAAAUCCGAAUACGAAUAAAAGAAACAUAGCCGUGCAGAAGUGUUGUGAAGUUGUUUGGGAUCUA
Messenger RNA from Chroicocephalus ridibundus (black-headed gull), 6128 nucleotides. It is a transcript of the gene MOB3B, whose product is annotated as MOB kinase activator 3B. The transcript is spliced from 5 exons. The coding region runs from base 430 to 1080 and encodes 216 amino acids. NCBI's taxonomy places the organism in Eukaryota, Metazoa, Chordata, Aves, Charadriiformes, Laridae. The record is from RefSeq and is a predicted model, not a curated record. Gene Ontology annotation, cellular component: cytoplasm.